AGAAGGUAGGAGGGAGAGACGAGGGUGUGGAGGGGAAGGAACAGUGAUUAAUAUAUUCUCCACAACGAACGAGACGUGGCUAGAAUGAAAUGGCUGUCCUGCAAGGUCGUUUGGUGGGACUGCUCCUGCUGCUCACUAACCCCAAUGGAGGCCCACUGUGUUGUGAGCACCAUUGCUGGACAGAUUCACACCUCGCCUCUCUCCCGGGAACGCUCGCGCCUCGCUAUUCUUAAAAGAGAGAGAGAGAGAGAGAGAGAGAGAGAGAGAGAGAGAGAGAGAGAGAGAGAGAGAGAGAGAGAGAGAGAGAGGAUAUGUGACGAGCAAGACAGAACUCCCAUUCCACUCCAAGCACACAUAAAGAAGCCAAGUGAACAUAUUGCAAGAACAGAAAUCAAACAACACGAUGACGCUUACAGAGAACGCGGAGGAGAGAGGAGAGAACGUCCAGCAGCAGACCAUUUUGGGGAUAGAAAAGAGUGAGCUGAUUCGUUUGAGCGUGUUUGUUGUCAUUCUGUGGCUCAUUGUGCUCAUGACGGUGGUGGCAGCGAUUGGCGUGUACACUUCCCAAGCCAACCAGAUGAUAGUGAUGUCCUGCAUGGCCGUCUUAUCCGUCGUCUUCGGGUUGGCUUGCUGGAAACUCAACGCCAUCAUCAGUUUGUCCAAGAUUGUGGAGGCGGAUGCGGCAGCCAAAGCAGAUCCUCCGCCGACCUACGAGGACGUGCUGCACGCCGAGGCCCCGCCGCCGCCUUACUUCUCCGUGGUGAGUGAGGCGGAGGGCAGCAGCAGCAGCAGCAGUGGCCCCGCCAGUUCAGCGAAGCCUGUCUCCCGUAAAUGUGAAGACACGCAAACCAGUCAUGAGAGCAACAGUCCUUCCAAACAGCUGAACAUCAGGGACAACGCGACCUUCAGAAAGUGGCUGGGUAACCCUGGCAUGUUGCAGUCAGUCAUUUUGCGAUCCUCGCGACGAUCGUCGGCCAGAAACCCCGCACCCCAGCAGUCCCUCAAGGUCUCCGAAGGUAGGGACCUGAGUCUUCGCAGGACCUCAAGCACCCCUUCUUUCACUGGUGUGGCAAGUCCGUCUCUCCUCGCCCGCUGCCCCAGCACGCCCUCCCUCCAUGCUACUUGUGGCUGCUUCUGAAGCGACACGAACACAAGAUCGCAGAUCUCAUCAACACUAUUUGUAGCGUGACAUCGGCGAGAACAUGGUUCUUUCCCUUUCCUUGCUAUACACGUUUAGCCACAAGCAACGUUAAUCACAAUGCCAAUCAGAGAACUUCACACAAACCACUGAUUUCCGCACCACAUGUUGGCGGCGCCACAAAGACUGCGCCAGCCCUGUGCAUCAUGGGAAAGAGUGCACGCGUUGAGGAACACUAAGUUAAUGUAAUAAAACGACGAAAUUAAACACAGGUGCUAUUUGCAAGAAGUGUGUGUGUGUGUGUGUGUGUUUAAGAUAUACUGUAGAUCGCUGUGUAGAUAGAUGCAUAGAUAUACUAAUAUAAUCAUUGCGUGCCUACAGAAAGAUUGGUUCACAGGGCGGAUGGUUGUCAGUACUAUCCAGAGAGUAAUUCGGUUCCAUGUACAUACUGUGAAAGUUUGUAUAAUUCUGAAUUAAGGCUAAAGGUGUCCAGAUGUACUUAAUCAUCGCUCAUAUUACUAGUGUCAUAAGUUCAUGAUCACAUCUUCACUAAGGUUAAGGCACUUUAUGGUCGUGCUCAAAUAAUGCCAAAGUAUAUGCCUUAAGAUUUUGUGUACAAUUACUGGCCAGUACAUAAUCUUUUGAUAUAUUAAAAUAAUCCUAAUGAA
Scylla paramamosain (green mud crab) is the source of this 1806-nucleotide messenger RNA. RefSeq lists its product as uncharacterized. The record is from RefSeq and is a predicted model, not a curated record. Bases 404 to 1138 code for a protein of 244 amino acids. NCBI's taxonomy places the organism in Eukaryota, Metazoa, Arthropoda, Malacostraca, Decapoda, Portunidae. The transcript has 2 exons.